This is a messenger RNA of Rubroshorea leprosula, 1489 nucleotides long. The record is from the annotation of a GenBank genome assembly. Lineage: Eukaryota; Viridiplantae; Streptophyta; Magnoliopsida; Malvales; Dipterocarpaceae.
AACAGAAAGGAUGUGCUGUGUUGGUUAAAAAAUGUAAGAAAUUGGGGGACAUUUAUGCCGAGGAUGGGGUAGCGGAGGAAACAAGGGAGAGGGGGAUGUAGUGGGUGACGGAAAGAACCAGAUGUAGGAAGGAAAGAAGGGAAACAGCAAGACAAUCGGAGAAGGGGAAUGAAUCACAGAAAACUGGUCUUUCUUUGUCUGAUGACUGUAUUCCAAAUCGUAAUAAGCUGAUCCGGCAGCAACUGGAGUUGGAUGAGGUACGAAGGCUGUUUGGGUUGGGGAAAAGAUUGGGGAUUCAAUGUCAGAAUAAUGAGGAAGAGGGGUUUGGGUAAUGGGUUGAAAAGGAGGGAGAUUCUUAAGUUAGUUAAGAAGGAGAAUCCAGAUUUUUUGUUUCUUCAAGAAACUGAAUUAGAAGAGGUUGAGGAGUCUUUGUGUCGGGCAUUGUGGAACUCAGAUAAUUUUGAUUGGGUUAUGCAGAAAUCAAUGGGCAACUCAGGGGAGCGGCUUCAUUGGGUUUUUGGUGAAUGGGGUGAGGAGAGGAAAAAAUGUAAUUUACUCAAUGCGUACACUCCUUGUGAUAGGCAGAGGAAGGUUUUGUUGUGGGAGGAGAUUGUUGGACGAGUUUUAGAAGAGGGUGGGUGUUGGUUGUUAGCAGGCGAUUUUAAUGAUGUCCAGAAUGUAUCAAAACGAAAGGAAAUGAGUUUAUUGGCCACGGAGUGGGUUCAAGAAGGUGUUACAAGGUCAGUUUCUGAUCAUUGUGCAAUAAUUCUGAAGUCAAGGAAUACAAAUUGGGGUCCAAAGCCUUUUCAGGUAAUUGAUGCGUGGCAACAACAUCCAGAUUUCAGAAGUUUUGUAGAUGAUAGGUGGAAUGCUUUGCAAGUUGAUGGAUGGGCGGCUUAUAAAUGCAAGCAGAAGCUGAAGUUAAUGAAGGAUGAAUGUAAAAGGUGGAAUAAGGAAGUUUUUGAUAAUGUGGAGACUUGGUGGGGUAUAUUAUCAAAGGAAAUUGAAGCGCUAGAUAUAAAAAGUGAAAAGAUUGAAUUAGAUGAGAAUGAGGUGUUACUCAGAAGGGAGUGUUUUCAGGAGAUGUGGGAAAUUUUGACGAAAAGAGGCGCUAUGUGGAAGCAGAAGUCAAGAAAUAAUUGGAUUCGUCUUGGGGAUGCAAAUACCGCUUUUUUCCAUAGGUGUGUUCAUGCACGGAGAGCACAAAAUGCAAUUUCAGGUAUCUUAGGAGAGGAUGGGUGGGUUGAGGAGCCAAUUAGGGUGAAAGAGGAGGCAGUGAGGUAUUUUAGUCAGUUGUUUCAUAAUGAACAGUGGAAACGUCCAGUGUUGGGUGGAGUUCAUUUCAACAGAAUCUCAAUUGCACAAAGGGAGUGGUUGGAAUGACCUUUUUCAGUAGAGGAGAUUGAAGAGGGACUACAGAGCUGUGAUGGGGUGAAGGCGCCAGGACCAGAUGGGUACAAUUUUAAUUUUAUAAAAUUUGCCUGGAGUA